This is a messenger RNA of Symbiodinium necroappetens, 1559 nucleotides long. Lineage: Eukaryota; Dinophyceae; Suessiales; Symbiodiniaceae. The record is from the annotation of a GenBank genome assembly.
GUCAGGCAGUCUGGUGUGGCUCCUGGUGUGCAGAGCGAAGUGACGAGUUCUGGAACUGGAAGGGCCGUGAGUGGGCCCAGUGCAGCUUCACUGAGAGCAGCGGCUGGAGGACGCGGGAUCUGCAGGUACUGUGGGUUCUGGAUAUGUCACGGCGGGGUCUGAACCUCAAAGAGAAGCACCUGUCAUGGAGGCUCCUCUGCUGUAUCCUGGAGAAGAUGGCAGUGCGCGGCCGACGAGCCCUCUUCCACAGCGGAAGUGAAGAGACAGAUGCAGUCGUAGCUGCUUCGAAUGAGGUACCUAUGAAAGCCGCAGGGAUGCCACUAGCCAUCCCCGAAGGCGAGUCCCAAUUCCCCGCCGGGUUCUUCAAGAAACCCAUUCGAAGCCAUGCUUACAGGGAUGGUCCAGUUGCAGAAUGUGGACCAGAGGUUGUGCGACCGGGAGUCACGGAGCUGGUGAAGCUUCCUCUCCCAACGUUGGAAGGAGGAGUUGCUGAGCGUGCAGAGGCUUUAAGGCAGGACCUGGAAGCGAUGGAUGACGAGGCUUUCGGACUUAGGCAACGUCUGGGGACAGCACGACUUCGGGCCAUGCAGACCAACACCAGCGAGCGGCCAACACCGCAGCAGGCGAUCCAAGUGGAAGUGGUGGCUCUGAGACGUGAGCAGGCGCUGCAGCUCAUACGCGAGCUUGAGGCGACCACAGGCCUGCGUUUUGAUGACGCAUUGGACGCCUUAGUUGCCGGUGGCUCCUACGAAGCAGCGCUGGCAUUUUCGAGCUUUGUGCCGUUCUUGGGUGCAGUUCCGAAGCAGGACCAGGAAGAGGUUGCAUCAGUCAUGUGCGUGGGUGUUGCCCAGGGUUUGGAGUUGGUUGUAUUGGAGGGCAAUCGUGAUGGUCUCCUGGACCCUCGUGUCUGGAAGGCGCUGUCCUGGGCGGCAUUCUCAGGCCUCACUUCCAGCUUGCAGACAAGGGUUGAAGAUGAUACUCUGUUGGGAGUUAUGCCGAUGUGGUUGUGGACCUUAGCAUCCAUUGCCAAGAAGGAGGGUGAGGAGCCCACCGCAGUGAAGGUUGUGGAGGCUGUGGAAAGCGGUCACACUAGGGAAAGCGAGUCAGUGAAGCCCACCUGUGUUUCAGAAGAGCAGCAGCUUCUAAGAGCUGUAGAUGAGGAUCAGCGCGCUGAGGGUGACUCAGGUUUGGGCUUACAGCACCGUCGGGUCAAAUGCCCAACCAUGUACGCAUUGGCGUUUGAUCUAGCCGGGCCCUUCAAGGAGCUUGGCAGGGAUGAUCGUGGGGGAAAAUACAAGUACGUGCUUGUGGCAGGUCUUCGUGUUCCAGACGCUGCAUUGCCUUCACCAAGGGAUGACAAGGUUGAUCCAAAGGUUGAGGCGCAGGUGCCAGGUGCCCAGGUUGAGGUAAGGAAUGCCGAUGAGCAUGAUGAUGAUGCUGCGUCGGAAGCCAGUUGGCUGAGGGAACAGCUAGAACCAAAGCCCUCAGUGAUGAGGGUUGGCGAGGAGAAUGACUCUUCUCAGGAGGAGGACGCCCAGUCUGACGCAAGCUGGUUCGAA